AUGGGCCCUCGCACAAAUAGACAAAUCCUUACUCAGGGGAAGAACUAUGUUGCCAAGCAAGCUAGGAAGUUCGGGGCUGACGAGGUCAAUUUCGACAAAGACUCGCGGCUGGAGUAUUUGACAGGGUUUCAUAAGCGUAAGUUGGAAAGGCAAAAGAAGGCACAAGAUUUCAUAAAGGAGCAGGAUCGUCUAGCCAAAAUCGAGGAGCGUAAGCAAAUGCGUGAGCAGCGCCGAAAAGAGGCAGAGGAACAGAUGCGGAAAUUCAAGGAAACAAUGAAAGAAGUGGGUGACUAUAUUGGUAGCGACCAGGAGCAAGAGGAGGAUGAGCAAGAUGGCAAAGACAAAGAAGGUGUAGACGGCUCUGCGAGCGAAGAAUCAUGGAACGGGUUCUCCGAUGACGAUCAGGAAAAUGACGUAAAACCUAUUCUCAAGAAAACGAAACAGGUUUACGAAGACGACACACAGGUUGAUAUUGAACCGCUCGAGCCCAACGAGAAUUUCGAAUAUUUGGCGACGCUGAACAAUGUCAAGUUGGAACAAUCAAAAAAGGUGUUGGAUGACAGCAUCGAGCGCGCCGCGAAAUAUGCUAAGUUCUUGGGCAUGGACGAAAAGCCCAAGAAGAAGAAGAAGUUUAGAUAUCUGAGCAAAGCAGAGAGAAGGCAAAAUCAGAAAAAGGCCAACGAUAAUAAGCGCAGGAAGUAG
Messenger RNA from Lachancea thermotolerans CBS 6340, 702 nucleotides. RefSeq names its product rRNA-processing protein RRP17 (gene RRP17). Gene Ontology annotation, cellular component: nucleolus. The transcript has a single exon. NCBI's taxonomy places the organism in Eukaryota, Fungi, Ascomycota, Saccharomycetes, Saccharomycetales, Saccharomycetaceae. The record is from RefSeq and is a predicted model, not a curated record. Gene Ontology annotation, molecular function: RNA binding. The coding region runs from base 1 to 702 and encodes 233 amino acids.